UAAAUGAAUAAAGGCGUGGCCUACUGGCCUUUAGCAUGGCUACGACAAUUGGCGUCCUUGUGGCAUUGACCUCCCUGUUAUCUGUGCUAUUAGGAGCCUUAGCUGAUGGAAUUGGAACAGAUUGUUCUCUGAAAGGUUUUGGAUCGAGCCUUCUGUGUAGUUCUUGUGAUGAAUUAAAGCGUUUUGAAUUAUCAGAAUUGAGAGAUGAAUGCCUUAAGUGUUGUCAGAAGACUGGUAGCAACAAUGAACAAAAAUUCAGUGGUGCUAUUCUUGAAGUUUGUGGAUGAAAGCUUGGGAGGUUUCCUCACAUACAGGGGUUUGUCAAAGGCAAUGCACCAUCUCAGUUUCCUAGCUUAAAAAUUAAGUAUAUGAGAGGGGCUGAUCCUACUCUGAAACUUUUGGAUGAUAAUCAAGCAGUUGUUGAUACUUUGUCAAUAGAUAAGUGGGACUCAAACACACUUGAGGAAUUCCUCAAGGAGAAGCUACAGUAAUCUUUUGGUAGCAUUUAAUGUCAUUUAGAUUAAAACAGUGAUAGCAUAGCCUAAAACUGUGUAAUGCAGUAGGCUAUGGUUUGAUGAUCAUUUAAUCUGAUGAUGUUGAGUUGCUGCUUCUAAAUAUAGAUAUUUCAAUUGUCAAUUUAUUAUCAUCAAAAUUAA
Molecule: messenger RNA, 656 nt
Organism: Amphimedon queenslandica
Lineage: Eukaryota; Metazoa; Porifera; Demospongiae; Haplosclerida; Niphatidae
Product: 15 kDa selenoprotein-like
Exons: 5
Cellular component (GO): endoplasmic reticulum lumen
Molecular function (GO): oxidoreductase activity
Source: RefSeq, a predicted model, not a curated record